This is a messenger RNA of Phragmites australis (common reed), 396 nucleotides long. RefSeq lists its product as uncharacterized. NCBI's taxonomy places the organism in Eukaryota, Viridiplantae, Streptophyta, Magnoliopsida, Poales, Poaceae. The record is from RefSeq and is a predicted model, not a curated record. Bases 1 to 396 code for a protein of 131 amino acids. The transcript has a single exon.
AUGGCUAAUCCCACUGACUACAGAAGCAUCGCUGGCGCUCUUCAGUACUUGACAUUCACGAGUUCGUACAUCGCCUACAUCGUGCAACAAGCUUGUCUUCAUAUGCAUGACCCACGGGAGCCACACGCCAAUUUGCUCAAGCGUAUUCUUUGCUACCUCGAGGGCACCAUUGACCACGGUCUGCAGCUGCAUCAAACUUCACCAACCUCACUUACGGCUUACAUUGGCACUGAUUGGCCCAGCUGUCCCGACACUCGGAAGUCCACCUCGGGCUAUGUGGUUUUUCUUGGCAACAACCUCAUCUCAUGGUCCUCCAAGCAUCAGCAGACGGUCUCUCACUCCAGUGCUGAGGCGGAGUACCGUGUUGUUGUCAAUGCCGUUGCUAAGUCCUACUAG